This is a messenger RNA of Chelonus insularis, 3463 nucleotides long. RefSeq names its product peptidoglycan-recognition protein LE-like. Gene Ontology annotation, biological process: peptidoglycan catabolic process. The coding region runs from base 1826 to 3187 and encodes 453 amino acids. Gene Ontology annotation, molecular function: zinc ion binding; N-acetylmuramoyl-L-alanine amidase activity. The transcript has 3 exons. The record is from RefSeq and is a predicted model, not a curated record. NCBI's taxonomy places the organism in Eukaryota, Metazoa, Arthropoda, Insecta, Hymenoptera, Braconidae.
GUACUAAAAUAUAUUAAUAGUUGAUUUAUCAGUUGUUUAAAAUUUUCUCGGUUGGUAAAACAACCAUUUAUCAGUAAAAAUUUAUUUUGAAGAUUUAUUUACGUGUAAUCUAUGGUAUAUGAUUGACAUUAAAUACACACACAUAAGUAUUAUUAUAUGUAUUAAUAUUUAUCAUGUGCGAUAUCAUACAUUAAUAUAUAUCUUUAUUUUAUUAUUAACAAUUUAAAAUUAGCACCGAGUAGAAAAAGCGAGUAAAAAAACAGUUAGCUUUUUUUAAAAAUUAAAAGUAAACAAUUAUAUUACUGAAUAAUUGAGUAUACAAUAUGGAUUUUAGAAUAAUCUAAAUACGUAAAAAGCUAGUAAAAUAAAACUAGAGCUCGUUAAAGAUUAUCUACAGGAAAAAAAAGUAAUUAUGGAUUAAACAUGCGAAGAAAAAAACAAUUUAAAGAAUUACUUUGUAUUGCUAAGAUUAAAAAAUGCUGUAUAUUUAAUAAAUAAGUGCCUCUUGUGGCAUCGAUUCAGUAACCAUUAUUCUAAACAAUUUUUUUAACUUAUAUAUAAUAUAUUCUAACAUUUUGUUUCUGUAUAAAAAUACGCUGUGCCUCAAGUUCUAAUUACUGUAGGCGUUAUUUCAUAUAAUAUUUUUUGUUUUGUUUUAUUAAAAUAAUUUUUGUACAUUUAACCCACUUGUAAUAUCUUCUCAUUUGUAGUUUAACUUACAAAAAACCUAAGCAAUGUUAUCCUUAUUAUGAUUUACCAAUAUUAUUUUAUAAGUUAUAAAUUUGUACUUUUUUCUGUAGAUACAUGACUUUAUGCUGUCAAAUUAUAAUUAAAUAAAAAAUGCAUUAUUAAAAUAUUGCUAAAUUUCGAUCAAAUAUUCCAGUUAAAUAUUCAACUUUCUCACCUUUAAAACAUAAAUAAUGAUAUUCUUAAUAUUUAAAUAUCUUACCAAUCAAAUAAAGAAAUCACUUUCUGUUGGUAAUGAAGACAUAUCUGAACAAUCGAUAUCUCGACUCCACUUGAAUCGAUUUAACGCUCUCAGUCGAUAUAUCAAUCGAUGCAAAUAAAUUAAUUUAAAUAUUUAAAUCACUAAACACACUACACACUUUUGAUGGUAAUACUUAUACGAUAAUAAAAAUCAUUAUUUUUAAUUUUGUAAUAAAAAUUAUUUGAUUAGUUGUUUAUCUACCUGUGAUUACACCAACAAUAUUUAAUCAUCGAAUAACAAUGCACAUAUAGAUUCACAUGAUAUUUGCAAUGCGUUAUCAGCCGCAAAAGUGAGAGGAACUUCAGCAUAUCAAUGACACAUAGAUGUUCGGUUGUGCAAAAAGGAAAAAAUUAUAAGAGUGGGGCUACUUGUUAACAUGUCGACUCAUCCAGACACUCCGAGACAUAUUUGCUUCGCAAUUUUUUGAAAAACAUUUACUUUUAUUUCUUUUACAAGUACAAAAUAUAGGUGAUAACAAAUAAUUAUCAAUAGUUUCGCAACAGAACGAUACUCCAACUACUUAAAAAAAAAAAGUUUAUUGUGUAAUCUAAAAUAAUUAUAUGAUUAGUGAACAUGUUAAAUUAAUUGGUUCAAACACAUAUUUUCUACUACGUCGUCAUAUUAUAAAAAAAAACAGAAGAUCUGAAAAUAGCAGUCUAAUAAUAUCAUUAUAAACAACAUUGUUUCAACAACACAAAUUUUAACAAGUGAUUUAAUACUUUUUUAAAAUGAUUAAAAAACUUUUAAUUCCGUUCAGCGAUUGAAAAUAAUGUUUAUGUGAUCAAUGAGAGUCUGCAGUGUCUUCAUGGUCGUUCUUUAGAAGUAUGAUCGUAGGUGAUGUUAACAUUGCAGGCUUCAGAUCUCCUAAAACAUCAUGAGCAACAAAAUGAACUGAAAAGUCAUCAUCAUAACAAUGAUGUGAAUACCGAUAACUUGCAUGGCUCUGAGGCUAUGCAUGAUCUUCAAAACUGUAUUGAUAAUAAUCUUAAUAAUAACACAAAGCUACCAUCUUAUCAAGCGUUUAAUUUAGAAGAUCCUUCCAGGUUUACUGGUGAUACAAGUGAUAUUCAUCAUGGUCCUGAAUUUAUUUGUAUUGAGGACGAUAAUGAAGAUGAAGACGAAGAAGAUUAUGAUGAUGAAGAAGGUGAAGAAGAAAUGAAUGAUGAAGAUGAAGAAGACAUUGCGGAGAGUGAAAAUGUUAUCACACAAAUGGGAGGAUGGACUAAUGGAAUGCCAAUGAAUAAAGUUAUUCAUGAAACAGUGACUGGUCAUGUUCUACCAAGUCUUGAUUCUUCAAAUUUUGGUGAAGUAAAUAUAAAGAAAUCAAAAAAUGUGCGUGUUGGUAAUACUACUUUAUACAAAGGACCUGUUACAAUAAAACAGUUUGUAUAUACGAAUUCAAAUCCUACUCAAGAAAAUAGUGUAAAUACUAUUAAUGAACGAAUAUCUGACGUUAAUCCGAAUGAUGUGCCUAUUGUUAAAGAUGAUAAUAAGACUCCCAUUUUUCCUAUUCAUCGUGAAUACAAUAAAGUGAGAGAAUGGCUGUGGACUUGGAGAUGUGCAGCGAUUUUAAGUGUCAUGGCGUUAAUUUUUAUAUCAACAGUAGUGGUAGUUUCAGUGUCUUUCUCACAACGUCCGCCAUAUUCACCACUACCACCUGCACUUGAUCCUGAUGAUAUUCUCUACGAUGGAGUUAGAUUUAUUCAAAGGACAGAAUGGGGAGCUCAGCCACCAGAAGAUGUGUUAGAUAAAUUAGAUAUUAUUCCAGCCCCAUAUGUAAUUAUAAGUCAUACAGCUUCAGAAAGCUGUACUACACAAUCGGAAUGUGUUCAAAGAGUUAGAAUAGCCCAGAUGAUGCAUAUUGAAAUAAAUAAAUGGUCGGAUAUUGGCUACAAUUUUCUUGUAGGUGGAGAUGGACAAGUCUACAUUGGUCGUGGAUGGGAUAUUACUGGUGCUCAUUCAUUUGGUUUCAAUUCCAAGAGUAUUGGAAUUAGUUUAAUUGGAACAUUUAAUAAAAUUGUUCCACCUCAGCGUCAAUUACAUGCUUUAAAAAAAUUAAUUGAAAUGGGCGUAAAAAAAGGAAAGAUUGCUGAAAAUUAUAAACUGUUAGGACAUCGUCAAGUAUCAGCUACUCUUAGUCCUGGAGACGUACUUUAUAAUAUUCUAAUAACUUGGGAUCAUUGGGCAGAAAAGCCAUAGUGAUUUUUUUUAGAUAGAUUCACUUGCAUUUGAAAAUGAUUCAAUGUAUUGUGAAAUUGCCAAUUUAUUUGUAAAACCUGUUCAUUUAAUAACACUGCCACAUUCAGUGGUCAAUUAUGCUCUCAGUAGUAAGAUUUUUAUGAAAAUCCGCAAAUAUAACAAAGUUCAUAGUCAUUAUGAAUUUAAUAUACAAUUGAUCUAUUUGAAAAUCAAUCAGUCGUGAUUUAUGUUUAAAUAAAAAUAUACUCAUUUUUUAAAUAAAAAUUAUAUAUGUAA